This is a messenger RNA of Erythranthe guttata (spotted monkey flower), 1004 nucleotides long. Its product is annotated as Integrase-type DNA-binding superfamily protein. Gene Ontology annotation, biological process: regulation of DNA-templated transcription. The record is from RefSeq and is a predicted model, not a curated record. NCBI's taxonomy places the organism in Eukaryota, Viridiplantae, Streptophyta, Magnoliopsida, Lamiales, Phrymaceae. Gene Ontology annotation, molecular function: DNA-binding transcription factor activity; DNA binding.
UCCUCUCUCUCCUACUCUCUCUCCUCUCUCUCUCUCUCUCUAUAUAAAUGUAUAAAGAAUAUUCCUAACUACCAUUCUCAUACGCAUAUUAUUACAGAAAAAAAAAAGAAUGGCUGAGUCACCGAGUUCAGCCACCGCAACCUCGUCGGACUCAUCAUCCUCCGGGUGGGGCAAAAUCAACGGUGAGGAAAAAAUUGAGAAGAAGCGGAAAACAAGAGAGAGAGAGAGUGGAAAUAAGCAUCCUGUAUACAGAGGUGUGAGAAUGAGAAGCUGGGGGAAAUGGGUUUCUGAAAUCCGGCAGCCCCGGAAAAAGUCUCGCAUUUGGCUCGGAACCUACCCCCACGGCGGAGAUGGCGCGAGGGCCCACGACGUGGCGGCUCUGAGCAUCAAGGGUGACUCGGCGGUUCUCAACUUCCCCCAACUCAGCCACUCUCUGCCGCGGCCGGCGUCUCUCUCCCCCCAGGACGUCCAGGCUGCGGCGGCGAAGGCGGCGGCGAUGGAGGAACUCGCCGGUUUCAUCCCUUCUCCGGCGUCUUCGUCGGCGGCGGAUGUUUCUUCGUCUGAGGUGAAUGACGAGCUGGGGGAGAUAAUUCAGUUGCCGAGUUUGGAGGGGAGGUACGACGGCUCGACGGGGUCGGGUACCGAGUUGGCGGUGGUUGACUCGGCGGAGGGGUGGUUGCAACCGCCGUGGUGGGCGUCGGAUAGAGACUUCUGUGAGUAUUUUCUGGAACAAGUGGCCGGUGGCGGUGGCGGUGGGGGUUUGACUCCAUGCAGCUUCGAGACGCUGAAUUGGGCUUGCUGAAUUCAGGAGGUUGUACCUUGUGCUUUUUGUGCUUGUACUUUUUGAUUAUUGUAUAUAAGACCUUUAUUUUAUUAUUUUUUUUCUUUUUUUAAUUUUAAUUUUUAAUUUCAUGUGAUUUAGUUCGUCACAUGUCAAUAUUAAUGACGAGUGUAUACUUUUAAAAAACAAAUAAUUAUUGGUCAUGUAAUUUGGCUCCUUGCAA